Molecule: messenger RNA, 1226 nt
Organism: Tripterygium wilfordii
Lineage: Eukaryota; Viridiplantae; Streptophyta; Magnoliopsida; Celastrales; Celastraceae
Product: thaumatin-like protein 1
Exons: 2
Coding region: 264-1184 (306 amino acids)
Biological process (GO): defense response
Cellular component (GO): extracellular region
Source: RefSeq, a predicted model, not a curated record
AUUUCCUCGUCAAUAUCAGAUCAUCUCCAACCAAAUUCCCCUCUCUUUGUUUCCUCCAACAAAAUAUAGAAACUUAUAUGGGUAGAGAAUCCCAAUCCUUCUUGCAUUCACCAUCUUUUCUUACUGCUCUAUAUCAUUCUAAGAAGCCAAACUCCUCCUCUCCCUCUUCCGAUCACCAUCAAUUGCAGCCCUUUUAUGUUUGAAGAUCAAAAUUCAAAACCCAUAUAGAGAAUUUUGUUUUUAUACCUUAAAUUCUAACAAAGAUGGAUUCUUUGUUGUUCAGUAUUUCAUAUUUUACUCUCACUCUGUUUUUCAACUUCAGACCAAUUUCAGCGGCUACAUUCACAUUCGUUAACAGAUGUCAUUACACUGUAUGGCCUGGAAUCCUCGCCAAUGCAGGAACUCCCAAAUUAGAUAGCACCGGAUUCGAGCUCCCAAAGUCCGGGUCUCGAUCCUUUCAAGCCCCACCCAAUUGGUCCGGCAGAUUCUGGGGCAGAACCGGGUGCACAUUCGACCCGCAUACAGGCCAGGGAACUUGUCUUACAGGCGAUUGCGGGUCCAACCAAAUGGAAUGCAAUGGCCUUAACGCAAUCCCACCAGCCACUCUAGCCGAAUUCACAAUCGGGUCCGGUUCUACCCAAGACUACUACGACGUGAGUUUGGUUGACGGGUACAAUUUACCCAUGAUUAUUCAACCGAGUGGAGGAUCCGCAAGUUGCUUGGCAACCGGGUGCGUGACUGAUUUGAAUCGUCAGUGUCCAGAUGAGUUGCGGGCCGGGUCGGGUGAUGCUUGUAAGAGUGCAUGUGAAGCAUUCGGUAAUCCUGAAUACUGUUGCAGUGGCGCGUAUGGUUCACCGGACACUUGUAAGCCGUCGAUUUAUUCCGAGAUGUUUAAAUCCGCGUGUCCAAGGUCGUAUAGUUAUGCUUAUGAUGAUGCCACGAGUACAUUUACUUGCACUGGUGCUGAUUACACCAUAACAUUCUGCCCUUCCUCAACAAGCCAAAAAAAGGGAGUCGUCACCUCCACGACGAAUGGGUCCGGGUCAGACCGGUCUAUUGGGUUUAGUAUGGGCACGUCAUGGUUACCAGACUUUCUCACCGGAGACUCCACCAGAAUUAUUUCUCGUUCAGUUCUGACUUCAACAUUCAUUGCCUCUGCAAUUUCAAUUCUGUUCCUCUUUUGAAUGUUGUUUUUGCACAUGCAAAUAAAAUUCUCGAUUGUAAGC